AUGAAUAGAAACUUGAAAUUAGGUAACAAUAUUAAAUAAAAAGUAGGGGAAAUAGAGAAUCAGUAAAAAAUAAAAUUGGGUCGUUUUUCAGAGACAGGAACAAGAUUCUUUACAUAUGUAGAUGACAUGAAUUAGAUUUACAUAAAUAAGAUAGAGAAUUCAAAAAAUUGGUUAGAUGUUAAAUUAUUGAAUCCAUUUUAACAUUAUUUUGUUUAGAGUCAGAAUGAAAUAUCUAGUAUAAUGUUUAGUAGUUCUGAGAAUGAGAUAAUAAAUGGUUCAAGCAAAGGGAUAAUAACAUUUGUUGAUAUUUCAACUUAAAAGAGUAAUGGUUGAUACUUAAAUACUUAGUUUAAUAAAAUAUAAAGGGUCAUUUAUCAUCGAUAACAUCUUUGGCUAUAUUUCCAAACAAAGAUAACAUAGUAUUAAGUGGUGCAAUGGAUAGCUAAGUAAAGUUGUGGGAUUCAAGGUCUAAAACAGUAGGAUUUACAUUAAGAGCACAUACAUUAUCUAUAAGUGCUUUAGUAGUAUCUCCAGAUGGUAAAUUAUUAGCAUCAGGUUCAAAUGAUGGAAGUGUUAAGAUAUGGGAUAUUAAUCAAUAGAGAUUAAUGGCUACAUUUAGUGAAUCAGAUUCUUCAAUUACAUGUUUAUAAUUCAAUCCACUUGAUAAAGCAAUAGCUACAGCAUCUGAUGAUGGAUGUAUUAGAUAUUGGGAUUUAGAUAAAUUUAAUUAAGUAAUUAUAUCAUUUAUAAACCAAAUAAGAUAUCAUAAACUAAACCUGAUAAAUAACCAAUAUAUUCAAUUAGAUUUUGUAAUGAAGGUAAAUCAUUAGUAUCAACUUAAAAUUUUUCAUUAAAAUGUUGGGAUUUAGAAAGAGAUGCUUUAUUUUUAGAUAAUGUUGAAACCUAAUGUAAAAGCAUUUUAGAUACUUAUAUAUUUGAGGAUAGAGAAUUAUUUAUAUUGUCUACUCAAAAUUAAACUGGUUUAAGUGUGUUUGGAUCCAAAUUAUAAAAUAUGAAUUUUGAUAGUAGGUAUAGUUUAGAUAGACAUAAACAAAGAAUCAAUAGUGAAAGAAUAUAAAGUUGUGAAAUGAAUGAUCAAUUUCUAUAGAGAAAUAGUGUAAACAUUUUAAAACCUAAAAAUUCUUAAAAGAUAUUUUAAACUAAUUAAGUUAAUGGAAAUUAUAAACCUACUAAUUAUAAUUUAAUAGAAGAAAAAGGAUUUCAAUAAUAUAGUAAUAAUGGUAUUAGUAAUGGUAAUGGUGGUAAUUGGAAUAAUGUUGUUAAUGGAAAUAAUUUGAAUAAUUAGAACAAUAUGAAUAAUAAUGUGAAUAUGAAUAAAUUUGUACCAACAACACAAAUUCCUUAAAUGAUUGCAUAUGAAAGUGUUAUGUAAGAGGAAGAGAUUAAAGAUAAUUAAUUUAUUAAUUAAGAGAAUUAAAGUAGUUUAGAUUUGGUUACAAGUUAAGAUGAAGUUAAUUUAUCAAGUUUUGUUAUUGAUGAUGAGAAUAAAAUUAAAUUUAUUUAGAUCGAUUUGAUUAAUGAGAUAGAGAAAGAUCAUAAUCGAGUGAUGUAAAUAUUAAAAUAAAGAAUAAAUUAUAUGAAACCAAUAAUUUAUUGGUGGAGUAAUAAUAAUAUAAAAUCUGCAAUAAAUGCUAUUAAUCAAUUAAUGGAACCAUCAAUAUUAUUUGAUGCAUUGAGUAUGUGUUCUUAAAGUUGUAAAUUCAAAUCAAUACCAAUUGAAUAAAUGCCACAAAUGCUUGAAAAAUGUAAAAUUCUAAUAGAAUCAAAAUAUUUAUCUCAUAUAAAAGGAGGAAUUCUAUUUUCAUACAAAGCUUUUACAAUUUAUAGAGAUGUAUUAAAUUAAUAUUAUGAAUAAAUUAGGAUAUUAUUAAUAUAAAAGGUUUUAAUUAGAUGUCUAAAGUAGAUUUAAUUAGGGAGGAAAGAGUUUCUAAAUAUGAUAAAAUAGUAGAUCAAUUAAAGUAAAUAAUUUAAAUGUCCAAAUUAACUAAAUUAAUAGAAAGAAAUAAAGAGGAAAUCAGUGAUCUAGCUAAGAAAUUUUAGAUAGAAAUGUUAGGAUUAUUAAAAAGAAUUAAUUAAUAAUAAUGA
Paramecium sonneborni is the source of this 2106-nucleotide messenger RNA. Lineage: Eukaryota; Ciliophora; Oligohymenophorea; Peniculida; Parameciidae. The record is from the annotation of a GenBank genome assembly.